Molecule: messenger RNA, 1032 nt
Organism: Panicum hallii
Lineage: Eukaryota; Viridiplantae; Streptophyta; Magnoliopsida; Poales; Poaceae
Product: protein ASPARTIC PROTEASE IN GUARD CELL 1-like
Exons: 1
Coding region: 1-1032 (343 amino acids)
Cellular component (GO): extracellular region
Source: RefSeq, a predicted model, not a curated record
AUGGUUGUGCCAUCCCAUUUCCGCCGUGGUCUGUACCUCGUGCCACUCCGCAUCGGUGGAUCUCUCGACCGCAUCUCCUCGAGGCACCUCAUGUUUGACACAGGCAGUGAUCUAUCCUGGACGCAGUGCUAUCCUUGUCGCAACUGUGGACAGGGCCAUUUUGCACCUUAUAUUCCAUUCAAGUCUAGCACAUUUCGCAGUGUCUCUUGUGAUGAUCCACUCUGCGAGCAUGCUCCUGAUGCCUCUUGCGAUGAAUCAGGCACCAGACAGUGCAAAUUUUUUAGGGAAUAUGUGGGUGGGAGUAUGGCCUCGGGCUACCUAGCAUCUGAUAUUUUCCACUUCAGCUUGGACGGCAACACUAACUACCACUUUGAGCCGGAAGUUGUCUUCGGCUGUGCCACGGCUGAAAAGUCCGGAAUUUUAGCUCUUGGUACCAGCAGCCUGUCAUUUCUAGCGCAAGUGCGCGUGGACAAAUUCUACCUUAGAUUUGGUUCUCAAGCCCGGAUCUCAGGGAAGAGGAUUCCAUUCUGGAAUGACAAGGAUAAGUACUAUGUCCACCUCAAGAGGGUGACAUAUCAGCAUGGAAAUCGCUUAAGUCAGCAGCAACCUGUGCCCAUAUAUCCUGGAGAUGGAGGACCUGAAGGGAGCACUUUUGAAAUGCUGGUGGAGUCGGGAACCCUGGGGAUUUGGCUUCCUGAAUCUACAUUUUACCCUCUGCAGAAGAAAAUCGACACUGAUAUUUCUCUCAUCAGGGUGCACUUCGAUGUCAAUCCUAAUAACGGCUGUUGCUACAUUGGGACUAUGAAGGAUGUUGAGGAAGUGUCUGUGACACUGGGAUUUGUCGGAGGGGCGGAGAUGGAGCUGUUCGGCGACUCACUUUUCUUUGAAUACAACGACUCGGAAUGGAUUUGCCUGGGGUUUACUCCCAGCAAUACCACAGUUCUAGGCAUAUAUGCCCAGCGUAACACUAACAUGGGGUUCGAUUUAUCGGAAAGGGAGAUAUCAAUCGAUCAAGCUGGUUGCCGUUCGUAA